CCACUGGUACGGCUGAUUACGUUGUUAGCUGUCAGUGAGGAAGAGUGUGCAACAACCGAGCAUAAACAACGCGGUGAUGGCAGGUAUCUGUCCGGGCAUGUUGCUAGUUGUUCACAUUGGCAAUUAAUAAUAGAUCACAUAACACAACAACUGUAUACUAGUUGGAAUUGUAUCGCCGUUGAGCAGGAAUGUGGAUUUUAUCGUUCGCUAGAUUGAUCCGUGGUCUUAAACGCCUCCACUCUCCAGUCCCAUGGGUGUCUGAAUUCAGUUGACCAUUGAGGUGGACAGGAUAAAACAGGCAUGGGCGUCGUUAACUUCUUAUUUUGUACCAUUGGAAAAUGUUUCGAAAUAGCCUGCUUCCUGCUGGAUUUAAAUUUUGUCAUUGUGCAUUCCCUGAUCCGGCUUUUGGUUGGCUUCAUUUCCUUCAUACAUCACCUACCAAUGGUGCUCACAAACUCUGUGAUAGAAUGCUGGAACCUCACCCUGGUCUGCCUGUUCACCAUGUCGGAAGGGGUGUCAGUAUUGACUCACAACCUGGCUGGGGGUGGACAGCAGCUCAUAGGAGGGGUGGUGGAAAGUUGUAAGAUGGUAGGCUACCUUGCCUCCCAUGUACUCCUGCGAACCAGGGACCUUCUACACCGUGGGCUGCUUUCUGGACACAGCGUGUUGAAGCAUGUAUGGGAGGGCUGUGGCAUUGCCCUUAGCCUGGUAGUCUAUUUGGCCAACACUAUUGUGAACUUGCUGCUGAUCAGUACGCAGAAUCUCUACACUGUGCUCGUCAGCCUGUGGGAGACAGUCCUCUGUCCCUUACAGAACAUCUUGGAACUGACCUUGGCGGUGUUCAGCUUCGUCUAUAGCACUCUGGUCGGGGCCUCGGCCUUCCUGUGGACGCCAUGCCUGUCGGCUGUGGAGUUUCUGGCCUCCCUCGGCCACAUCUUUGUCAGCAUUUUCCUGUUGAAUUUCUACGGACUGUUGUUCACUGUGGGCGUUGUGGCGAGCACCACGAUAUACCUGAACCCUGAGCUGUCGAGACGGCAAGCCAACCGCCUCACCCACUACAUCAGCACAGUGCCCUCCCUUCGCCAUCUGCAGGUGCCUCUCCAUCGCGUGUAUGUGCUAGAGAGGAACCUGCGGCAGAGGAUGGCCGCGUGGCACGGCAGCCGGCACCAAGUUGGCCGACGUGCAGUGCGGACAGAUGGGGACGGGGAUGCAGGGCAGCCGGAGAUAUUACCGGAGCAGAGGGUGCCCGCAGGGAACGCCGCCGGUGGUGACGGACAGCCCGCGCGGGACCUCGCACGCCAACCUCUCGCACGCCAGCCACCGCCGGCGCCGGCCGGGCACUCCUCCGAGCGCCUCCUGCCGAGCUCCAGCACGAGCAGGCCACUGCAGACGGCAGACGAGGGCAGCGGCCUCAAGCCGAGUCUGUCUCCAGAGGUCGACUCCGGCCUCCUCAACCUGCUGCAGGAGCAGGAGGAGCGCAAGAAGUGCGUCAUCUGCCAGGACAGCUUCAAGACGGUGGUGCUGCUGCCCUGCCGCCACCUCUGCCUGUGUCGCAGCUGUACGGACAUUUUGCUCGCCCAGCCGGUGUACCACCGCAACUGCCCGCUCUGCCGACACAUGAUCUUCCAGACCAUGGACGUGUAUCUCUGAUGGACCAGUGGCCUCGGCCAGCUUUGCUUUGCGUCUUAAUGCCAAGCGAGAUAUCGCUGUUGUUGAGAGCUUUCUAGGGUGUGGAGUAGCAAUCUCAGGCUAAUAGCUGAUAGUGCAGGGGCUUGAUGAAGAUGGAUCACACACUGUGGAUUGUUGGCCUGCCAUUCUUGGCCUUUCAGCACUGUCAGUAUGAACACUUUCUUAUUUGAAACCAAACCGUAAACAAACAAGCAAAAGAAAACCUAUGGCCAACUUUGUAAGAUGUGAAUCUAGCCUACAUAUUUUGUACCCAUAGUAAUGCUUGCAAUAGUUUUAUACUCCUUGUGUGGUGGAGGACUGCAUGAAUGAGGGUCAGUAUGAGUGAGAACUAAUUCGGUGCAUAUGCACUUCCAAACACAUAUGCACCGAUGAUUUAUUUCUUAAUUUGUGCUUCUUUCUUACAAUGGUAUCAUUUAUUUUUGAUAUUAUGAUGUGUUAAGGUAUUCCACUGUUAUGUAUUUGUUUUUCUCAACAAUCAGAUUUUUGUGUCUCAUGAACAGGUUGACACCAUGUUGGAAGGGGUUCUGUACCUUUGAUCAGUGUUGUGUUUUUGUUUCAUAUUCACACACUAGGGAACACGGUGACUGUAGAUCAUGAAAUGCUUUGUUUUUCAUGUAAUUUCUCUCAGUGCUUAAUAGUAUCCCUACAUUAUUUGAAAAAAUAAUCAGAAAUGUGAAAAACAGAAUAUGAAACGGAUUGUUGAUAUAUGAACGUGAGCGUGAACAAUUUUCAUUUGCCUUAAGAAGCAUAUGCUACUUGACGAGUAGACAAAACAAAACAUGCCACCAUGGCCUAGCAGUAGUCUUUGGUAGUUUUCACUGCUUUGGUCAAUUUCAGAAAUGUAAGUUUAUGGUUCUGACUCAAACAUCACUGGUAAUUCAGAGUGGGCAGCCCUCGUUUACAUUCCGUUGCAAGAGGAGAGGAAGAAGAUGCAUUUUUAUUUGACUUGUUUACCUAUCCUGUGUACUAUAGAAAAAAAGAUGGACAUAUUUUUAAGUUGAUCAAAACAUUUUAAAGUGAGAGAAAUCCAUGCUUCCAAACACUUGUGUAAACACUAUCUAUACUAUAAUCUCUCCUUGAGGUAUGGUUUUGUAUAGUUAAAACAUGUUGUUAAUUUCUUGCACAGUGCCUUGACAUUGUCAAAUAUUUGAGGGAUCAUAAUGUUAUCUGGUGAUGAUAACAAGGACGGAUUCAACAAAAGCAAACUUCAGAAGUUUAUCUGGGAUCAGGGACCUUAAAUACAGCUUUGAGCCGUUUAUGUAUUACUUUGUAUUCAGAAGGUGUGAAGGUGAUGAGAAUGUACGUGAUGUGAAAACACUCAAUAAAAGAUAUCUAGAUUUA
This is a messenger RNA of Sardina pilchardus (European sardine), 3030 nucleotides long. RefSeq names its product ring finger protein 26 (gene rnf26). NCBI's taxonomy places the organism in Eukaryota, Metazoa, Chordata, Actinopteri, Clupeiformes, Clupeidae. Gene Ontology annotation, molecular function: ubiquitin protein ligase activity. Gene Ontology annotation, biological process: ubiquitin-dependent protein catabolic process; protein ubiquitination. The record is from RefSeq and is a predicted model, not a curated record. The transcript has 2 exons. The coding region runs from base 301 to 1650 and encodes 449 amino acids.